Drosophila melanogaster (fruit fly) is the source of this 1270-nucleotide messenger RNA. RefSeq lists its product as uncharacterized. The transcript has a single exon. Gene Ontology annotation, cellular component: nucleolus. Gene Ontology annotation, molecular function: methyltransferase activity. NCBI's taxonomy places the organism in Eukaryota, Metazoa, Arthropoda, Insecta, Diptera, Drosophilidae. Bases 63 to 1139 code for a protein of 358 amino acids. The record is from RefSeq and is marked reviewed.
UACGAUAAUUCAUAGAACGUAGACUUCACGUGUUUCAUUUGUUUACAAUUUUCCACCGCAAAAUGAAGCCUUUCGAAGUGCCGCCCUGGGAGGAAGGAGCCGAUAUCAUUGAGUUUGAGCCGGUAAAUCCUUCAGGAAAUGGAGUUGCCGCCAAGAAGAAACCAAAGAAGAAGAAACCCAAAAAGAAGAAGGCCGCUGUGCCAAAUGAAAAUCUGAAUGUGAACAAGGCAGCUGAAAAAUUCACUUACCGGCAGGGCAGAGGACCUCUUGCCCCGCCCCAAGACUCCUCGGAUGAUGACUACGAAGAUGUGGAGGAUGGCAUCCGGGCCAUGCACAAGGUGAAGUCCGGAAGAAUAGAGAAACAGCGACCACCAACGCAGGCCACAAAAGGUGGCAAAAAAGAACUGAAACUGAAACCCGAACUGGCCCAGGCGGCUUUGGAGGCCAUGGAGGCCACCAGCUCAACCACGCCGGCUGCAAACUCGUUGGCCAGUAAGCUGCAAUCGGAACUCCUGGGCGGACGUUUCCGAUACAUCAACGAGCAGCUCUACUCGACGACCAGUCGCAAGGCGGAGGCACUUUUCCGCAAGGAUAGCUCCGCCUUCGAGGCCUAUCACGCUGGCUACCGCCAGCAGGUGGAGAAGUGGCCCAUCAAUCCGCUUAAUCGCAUCAUCAAGACCAUCAAGAAGAUUCCCAAAACAGCCAUAAUUGGCGACUUUGGUUGCGGCGAGGGCAAAUUGGCACAAUCCGUGCCCAACAAGGUGUACUCCAUGGACUUGGUCGCUGCUCGUAGCGACAUCAUUGCCUGCAACAUCACGGAUACUCCACUCCAAGCUCGAACUCUGGACGUGGCCGUAUACUGCCUCUCACUAAUGGGCACGGAUCUGAACGAGUUCUUCCUGGAGGCCAAUCGAGUGCUCAAGCUGCACGGCACUGUCUAUAUCGCGGAGAUUCAGUCGCGAUUCCAGGAUGUGCGGGAGUUUGUGCGUUGCCUCAAUGCAUGUGGAUUCGAUCUUAACAAGAAGGAUGUGGCUGUUAACUAUUUCUACUUCUUCCAAUUCAAGAAGAUGCGUCAUGUGCCCAAGAACACCAAGAUGAAAGCUUUCUCUCUCAAACCUUGCUUAUAUCGCAAGCGAUAGGAUGUUAUCCUAUUCAGAUUAGUAGAUUUCCGACUUUGCGAACUGUUAAAGAAACCAAGACAGCGAAUGCAAUUAUAGAUAGUUACAUUAAUUUUAUGUAGGAGAAACCGCAAUAAAUUUGGAAUUCUUAC